Messenger RNA from Fonsecaea nubica, 648 nucleotides. Its product is annotated as 40S ribosomal protein S7. Gene Ontology annotation, biological process: ribosomal small subunit biogenesis; translation; rRNA processing. The record is from RefSeq and is a predicted model, not a curated record. Gene Ontology annotation, cellular component: 90S preribosome; cytosolic small ribosomal subunit; small-subunit processome. The transcript is spliced from 2 exons. Gene Ontology annotation, molecular function: structural constituent of ribosome. The coding region runs from base 1 to 648 and encodes 215 amino acids. NCBI's taxonomy places the organism in Eukaryota, Fungi, Ascomycota, Eurotiomycetes, Chaetothyriales, Herpotrichiellaceae.
AUGUCUCAACCUGCCCUCAACAAGAUCGCCCACAACAGCCCCUCGAGGCAACAUCCCUCCGAGUUGGAAACGAGCAUCGCAACCGCUCUCUAUGAACUCGAGACCAACAUCCCAGACCUCAAGGUCGCUUUGAGACCGCUCCAGUUUGUCUCUGCUCGCGAGACAUCAAAAGCUAACGAGAUUUUUCUCUGCGUUCAGCUCGAAGUUGGCCACGGCAAGCGCGCUAUCGUCGUCUUCGUCCCCGUCCCCCUGCUCGCAGGCUUCCACAAGGUCCAACAACGUCUGACCCGUGAACUCGAGAAGAAAUUCUCUGACCGCCACGUCUUGAUCCUCGCCUCGCGCCGCAUCCUUCCCCGCCCCAAGCGCUCCAACCGCUCUCGCACCAGCCAGACCCAGAAGCGUCCCCGAAGCCGCACUCUGACUGCCGUCCACGACGCCAUCCUCGCCGAUGUGGUCUACCCCGUUGAAAUUGUGGGCAAGAGAUUGAGGACCAAGGAGGACGGAAGCAAGGUGUUGAAGGUCAUUCUGGAUGAGAAGGAGCGGGGUGGUGUGGAUUACAGACUCGACACCUACUCCGAGGUGUACCGAAAAUUGACUGGGCGGGUUUGCGGUUUCGAGUUCCCCAUGAGCAGCGCCACCGACUUCUAG